This is a messenger RNA of Archocentrus centrarchus (flier cichlid), 4162 nucleotides long. RefSeq names its product VPS18 core subunit of CORVET and HOPS complexes (gene vps18). Gene Ontology annotation, biological process: endosome to lysosome transport; organelle fusion; intracellular protein transport. Lineage: Eukaryota; Metazoa; Chordata; Actinopteri; Cichliformes; Cichlidae. The transcript has 9 exons. Gene Ontology annotation, cellular component: endosome; HOPS complex. Gene Ontology annotation, molecular function: protein-macromolecule adaptor activity. The coding region runs from base 303 to 3251 and encodes 982 amino acids. The record is from RefSeq and is a predicted model, not a curated record.
UCACCUGAUUAUCGCGGACCAUCCUGUGUUCUAUACGCGGAAGCUAACUUAGCUGCUAUGAUAGUAUGAAAUUUCAUUAUUCGUGUGUUAAUGCUUCCGAAUGAAAGCAUGUCUUGUGAUCUUUUGUUCCCAAUUAAGACUUAGCCGGAGAAAGGAAAUACGUUUCUGAGGCUUUAGCGGGUAUAUUUGUGAUAGCUAGCUAACUGCUAGCAGUCUUUGUUUCCCAGCCCAUGUCGCUUUAGGAUUGGCUCCUCUCCUGUAUUUUUAAUUCAUUCAAUAAGUUCCCUAAGGCACAUUUAACCAUGGCUUCAAUUCUCGACGAGUAUGAGGACUCUCAAAACAUCAGGCAAAGUGCGCAACAGCACAGCCGCCUGUCAACCACCAACAUCGGGAUAACCCAUUCAGGCUUCGUCAAUGUGAGACUCGAAGAAGAGAAGCCGAUAUUCAACAAGCAGAGGAUUGAUUUUACCCCGCCUGAGAAGAUAAACCAUCUGGCUGUCUGCAACAAUCAGCUGUGCAUGAGUCUGGGAAAGGACACCCUGCUGAGGAUUGACUUGGCAAAACCAGAUCAACCCAACCAGACUGAAUUAGGAAGGAAAGAUGACAGUAAAGUCCACAGACUGUUCUUGGACCCAACGGGCUCCCAUCUGCUGAUCAGCUUGAGCACCAGUGAGUGUCUGUACCUCAACAGGAACACCCAGAAGGUGCGCAGUUUGUCCCGCUGGAAAGGCCACCUCAUCGAGAGUGUGGGCUGGAACAAGCUGCUUGGCAGUGAGACCAGCACAGGACCUAUCCUGGUUGGCACUAGUCAAGGCAUCAUCUUUGAAGCAGAGAUCUCUGCAAAUGAGGGCAGCUUGUUUAACACCAAUCCAGAUCAAUACUUCAGACAGGUCCACUCCCUGGAGGAGGAUGGCAAACCUGCUCCGGUCUGUUGUUUGGAGGUCGAGCGGGGCCUGGAGAACAAGUAUUUCAUCAUAGCUACCACCCGCAAACGUUUGUUCCAGUUUGUGGGUAAGGUAGCCGAGGGGUCGGAGCAGCAAGGCUUCAGCUCCAUCUUCAACCAAAAUCAGGACCUGCUGCCCAGUUUCCAGGAGUUCCCAGCCAAUAUGGGAUACAGCGAGAUCACCUUCUACACCCCCAAGCUGCGGACGUCCCCCAAGGCGUUCGCCUGGAUGAUGGGUAAUGGAGUUCUUUAUGGUCAGCUGGAUUACGUAAGGCCUGACUCCCUGCUGAGUGAUGUGCAGGUAUGGGAAUACACUCCGGACAUUGACCUUAAUCUCAACAAGCCAAUCUCCAUCGUGCUGACACAGUUCCACUUCCUGCUCCUGCUUCAUGACCGCGUUAAGGCCAUCUGCACUCUGAAUGGACAGGUGGUUCAUGAGGAUGUGUUCCCAGAUAAAUUUGGUGUCCUCAAGAAGAUGAUCAAAGACCCACUUGGCGGGUUGGUGUGGAUCUACACCGAGCGGGCAGUAUUUCGAUAUCACAUCCAGCGGGAGGCCAGGGACGUCUGGCAGAUGUACAUGAGCAUGAAUAAAUUUGACCUGGCCAAGGAGUACUGCCGCGAUCAGCCUGAGUGCAUGGACAUGGUGCUGGCCAAGGAGGCUGAACACUGCUUCCAGAAUAAACGCUAUCUGGAAAGCGCCAUGUGCUAUGCGCAAACACAGAACUAUUUUGAAGAGAUAGCGCUCAAGUUCAUCGAGGCCAAACAAGAGGAGGCCUUAAAGGAGUUCUUACUGAAGAAGCUAAACAAUCUCAAACCCAGCGAGAGAACGCAGAUCACCUUGUUGGUCACCUGGUUAUCUGAGCUCUAUUUGAACCGCCUUGGCCAGCUGGAGAGCGAUGGCAACAGCAUCAUCUUCAAAGAAACCCGCGAUGAGUUCCGUCAGUUCCUGAGCAGCUCCAAGCACAGGGAUUGCCUGUACAACAACCGCACCACCAUCUACGACCUGCUGGCCAGCCACGGCAAUGUCGACGACAUGGUUUACUUCUCAGUCGUCAUGCAGGACUACGAGAGAGUGAUAUCCCACUACUGCCAGCACGACGAGUACAGCGCUGCUCUGGAGGUGCUCUCCAAGCACUGUGAUGAAAAGCUUUUUUACAAGUUCUCCCCGGUGCUCAUGCAGCACAUUCCCAAAAAUGUGGUAGACGCGUGGAUACAGAUGGGCAAGAGGCUGGACCCAAAGAAGCUCAUCCCAGCUCUGAUGAACUACAGCCAAAUGGGCAGCACACAGCAGAUCAAUGAAACCAUCCGCUACAUGGAGUUCUGUGUGUAUGAGCUGAUGGUGACAGAAGAGGCCAUCCAUAACUACUUGCUGUCGCUUUAUGCAAAGUAUAAGCCGGACUCUCUGCUGUGGUACCUGGAGCAGGCAGGCACACACGCCUCGGAGAUCCACUACGACCUCAAGUAUGCUCUCAGGCUGUGUGCAGAGCAUGGUUACAGACAGGCCUGUGUGCUGGUUUAUAGGAUUAUGGAACUUUAUGAGGAGGCAGUGGAUCUUGCUUUAGAGGUAGAUGUAGAUUUAGCUAAGUCAUGUGCUGACCUCCCUGAGGAUGAUGAGGAGUUGAGGAAAAAGCUUUGGCUGAAGAUCGCCAAGCAUGUGGUGCAGAAGGAGGAAGAUGUGAAGAAAGCCAUGAACUGUCUGUCCAGCUGCAACCUGCUCAAAAUUGAAGACAUCCUACCUUUCUUUCCAGACUUCGUCACCAUUGACCACUUUAAGGAGGCCAUCUGUCUUUCCCUGGAGGAGUACAACCAGCACAUUGAAGAGCUGAAGCAGGAAAUGGAAGAGGCCACAGAGAGUGCUAAACGCAUUAGAGAAGAUAUCCAGGAAAUGAGGAACAAGUAUGGUGUGGUGGAUUCCCAAGAAAAGUGUGCUGCUUGUGACUUCCCGUUGCUCAACAGGCCCUUCUAUCUGUUCCUGUGUGGGCACAUGUUUCACUACGACUGCCUGUUGCAGGAGGUGACUCCUCACUUGUCGACCUUCAAGCAGAAUCGUCUGGAGGAUCUGCAGAAAAAGUUGGCUGCUACCACGCAAUCCUCCAAAUCACGCCACCGUCCACCGCCAAAGGAUGAGGGCGACACUUCCAGCCUGGGCAAGGCCACUGCAGGCACAAGCCGUGAGCAAAUAAAAUCAGACAUUGAUGACAUCAUUGCAUCCGAGUGCGUAUACUGUGGCGAACUGAUGAUCAAAUCCAUCGACAAGCCUUUCAUCGAUCCGCAGAAAUUCGAGGAGGAGAAAUCCAGCUGGCUGUGAAUAGACUUUUCUUCUAUAAGUGUUAAAAAGAUAUGCCAAACUCAAUAUCUGUCAGAAAAAGUGGAUCAUCCCUAGGGCAGGUGCAUUAGGUAGAGACUCACCUGAUAUCCUGUUGAUAGUGCCUACUGCUGAAAACUCAGCCAGCUUCAUAUCUGUACAGACUACAGUAAUUUUGUCGUCAGUAUUUGAAGCUGAACAUUUGCACUGGGAGUAUGUAGUGAAGAAUGGACAUAAAUCAACCUGAUCUGAUGUUUGUGCUAGACCUGCACACUGCAUACAUGUGCCUAAACCUGUGAUUAUAUAAGGAGAAAGCUGCAAUACACCCAUUUUAUCUAUUAACUGCAUUAUGUUAUGCAUUUGUUUGGUUCAGUGAAGACACAAAACGCACUAACAAAAUAUCUGUCUCUUAAGCUUGGUUCAUUAUCUCCAAUUAAUGCAUCUGUGUUCAUCUAACAGUUAUAUAACAUAUAGGCUGUUUUGCAGUUUAUCUGUGGCAUGGUACAGCUUGUCACUUUUUGACAGAAUGAUUUUUCUUUUCUCCCUGUUGGCUUAAAUGUAAUAAAUAUUUAACAAAUCAUUUCAUGCUUACUGUGAAAAAUGGAAAAGGCUUGCACUUCAUCACGGUUUCUCCAGACACAGUUGAGUACUAGCAGCCCAAUAAGCUGGAGGAUGACGUGGGAAAGAGCAGCAUGAGUGAAAAAGAUGCAACUGCAGUUUAACAAGAAGGUCUGAGUUCAAGUCACUGCAAAUGCUGCUGAGAUCCCUACCAGUUUUUUGUUUUUUAAGUGGCAUUUGUCAUGAACAAGAUUUGAGAGGCUGACAACUGGUACUACAAUCCAAACGCAAGUAAUGGGAAGACAAUUUGCUUACAGUCGUGGACUUGCCAGGUUCAAUAAACAUACAGGAAAAUU